GUCUCGAGCUCGAAAAUGGAUGAUCAGCGUCAUAUUGGGUCUGAUGACCGUGUCAGUCACAUUUGCCUCGUCUGUCUUUAGUACGGCGGCCUCGGUGACGGCCGAGGAGUUCGGCGUCUCGGAAGAGGUGAUGAUUCUCGGUACUAGCUUGUUUGUCCUAGGAUUUAGCUUCGGGCCCUUGGCGUUCGGCCCUCUUUCUGAGUUAUACGGUCGCAAGAGACCUCUCUUCCUCGGCUUUUUCAUCUUUGCCAUCUUCCAGAUUCCCGUGGCGGUGGCCCAGAAUCUGCAAACUAUCUUUGUUUGCCGGUUCUUCGGCGGUUUCUUCGCCAGCGCUCCGCUCGCCAUCGUUGGCGGUACGCUGGCCGACUUCUUCAACCCGGUGGAACGCGGUAUCGCCAUGGCUGUAUUCGCGGGCAGUACCUUCGUUGGCCCCGUUGCCGGCCCCAUCGUGGGUGGGUUCAUCACGAUGUCGUAUCUCGGCUGGCGCUGGACCGAGUACAUAACCGCAAUCAUGGCCUUUUUCUUCGGGGCCGUGGGGUUCUUGAUCGUGCCCGAGACUUUUGCACCGGUGCUGCUGCAACGCCGCGCACGACGUCUGCGCUACGAAACGCGCAACUGGGCUCUUCACGCCCGGUCUGAGGAACAACCGGUCGACCUGAGGAACAUCGCGCACCGAUAUCUCGUGCGGCCGAUCCUGAUGCUUUUCCUCGAGCCGAUCCUGCUUCUGAUCACAUUGUACAUGGGCUUCAUCUACGGGUUCCUGUAUCUGUGUUUCGAGGCCUACCCGAUUGCCUUCCAGGACAUGCGCGGGUGGAACGAGGGCGUGGGCGCUCUGCCUUUCGUUGCGGUGACGUGUGGCGUGCUCGUCGGCUGCGGGAUUAUCAUAACGUUCACAAAAACGCGGUUCCAGGCGGUCCUGCGCCGGGAAGGCCACAUUAUUCCCGAGGAGAGGUUGAUUCCGAUGAUGAUAGGUGGUGUGCUGUUGCCGGCGGGGAUGUUCUGGUUUGGCUGGACCUCGAGCCCGUCUAUCUCAUGGGUGCCACAGGCGAUCGCGGGUGGGUUCCUUGGGGCGGGAAUUUUGUUGAUUUUCAUGCAGGGUCUGAACUACAUCAUCGACUGUUACGGGGUGAAUUCCAACUCGGCUAUUGCAGCAAACUGCUUGUUCCGUUCCGCCUUGGGGGCAGGCUUUCCGAUGUUCGCGUUGCCGAUGUUCGAUAACCUCGGCGUCAACUGGGCGAUGACUCUACUGGGAUGCUUGACUGCGAUACUGUUUCCAGUGCCGAUUCUGUUCUAUAUCUUUGGAAAGCGGAUUCGGUCGUGGAGUCGGUUUAGUCCGAGUGAAGAAUGAGGAUGAGG
This is a messenger RNA of Aspergillus saccharolyticus JOP 1030-1, 1356 nucleotides long. RefSeq names its product MFS transporter. Bases 44 to 1348 code for a protein of 434 amino acids. NCBI's taxonomy places the organism in Eukaryota, Fungi, Ascomycota, Eurotiomycetes, Eurotiales, Aspergillaceae. Gene Ontology annotation, biological process: transmembrane transport. Gene Ontology annotation, molecular function: transmembrane transporter activity. The record is from RefSeq and is a predicted model, not a curated record. The transcript is spliced from 3 exons.